Camelina sativa (false flax) is the source of this 2458-nucleotide messenger RNA. The record is from RefSeq and is a predicted model, not a curated record. Lineage: Eukaryota; Viridiplantae; Streptophyta; Magnoliopsida; Brassicales; Brassicaceae.
UCGUUUGGCAUUAUUAAUAAUAACCCUUUGGUGUUUUUCAUCGGAACUUUCUAUGCCCCAUAUCUAUAAGCAGCCUUGGGUAUUUUCCAAGGUUUUGUUCUUCAAAGCCAUGACUAAACCUACAUUUUCUUUACCGCCCUUUGGCUGCUUCCUUUUAUUCUUUUCUCUCUUCUUCUUCUUCUCCUCCUCUGUUGUUUUAGCACUCACCGAUGCAGAAGCUUCAUUUAUUGCACAGCGACAGCUCUUGACGUUACCCGAAAAUGGCGAACUCCCUGAUGAUAUUGAGUAUGAGGUUGAUCUUAAGGUGACCUUUGCGAACAAUAGGCUUAAGAGAGCCUAUAUAGCUCUCCAAGCCUGGAAAAAGGCGGUGUAUUCAGACCCGUUUAACACCACAGGAAACUGGCAUGGCCCUCACGUGUGUGGGUACACGGGCGUGUUCUGUGCCCCUGCUCUUGAUGAUCCUAAUGUUGCGGUUGUGGCGGGAGUUGAUUUGAAUGGAGCGGAUAUCGCAGGGCAUUUACCGGCUGAGCUUGGUUUGAUGACGGACGUAGCCAUGUUCCAUUUGAAUUCGAACCGGUUCUGUGGUAUCAUACCCAAGAGUUUUGAGAAGUUGAGGCUAAUGCACGAGUUCGACGUCAGCAACAACCGGUUUGUUGGACCUUUCCCUUCAGUUGUCCUCUCAUGGCCGGCCGUUAAGUUCAUCGACGUCAGAUACAAUGAUUUCGAAGGUCAAGUCCCUCCUGAGCUUUUCAAGAAGGAUCUUGAUGCCAUUUUCUUGAACAACAACAGAUUCACAUCUACCAUUCCUGAUUCCCUCGGAGAAUCCUCAGCCUCCGUCGUGACCUUUGCACACAACAAAUUCAGCGGUUGUAUCCCUAAAACCAUUGGAAACAUGAAGAACCUAAACGAGAUUAUCUUUAAGGACAACAAUCUCGGCGGUUGUUUCCCAUCAGAGAUCGGGAAGCUAGCCAAUGUGAACGUGUUUGAUGCUAGCAUGAACUCCUUCACCGGUGUUCUACCACCGAGCUUUGUAGGGCUUACGGGUGUCGAAGAGUUUGAUAUCUCUGUGAAUAAACUCACAGGGUUUGUACCGGAGAAUGUCUGCAAGUUGCCUAAACUGGUUAACAUGACGUACGCCUACAACUACUUCAACGGACAAGGCGAUUCGUGUGUUCCAGGUAGUCGCACGGAGAUUGCAUUGGAUGAUACACGUAACUGCUUGCCAGAUAGGCCUAAGCAACGAUCAGCCAAGGAAUGUGCGGUUGUGAUUAGCCGUCCAGUCGAUUGUAGUAAGGACAAGUGCGCAGGUGGUUCUAGCCACGUUGCGCCGUCAAAGUCCCCAUCACCCGUGCCAACUAGGCCGGUUCAUAAACCACAAACACCAAAAGGGUCACCACAACCAAAUGACCCAUAUAAUCAGUCCCCAGUGAAGUUCCGGCGUAGCCCACCUCCACCACAGCAACCACAUACCCCGGUGGUUCACUCUCCACCGCCUACACCACCAGUCUCUUCUCCUCCUCCCUCACCCCCAGUCCAUAAACCACAACCACCGAAAGAGUCACCACAACCAAAUGACCCAUAUGAUCAGUCUCCUGUGAAGUUCCGGCGUAGCCCUCCUCCACCUCAAGUUCAGUCUCCACCACCACCACCGCCAGUAUAUUCUCCACCGCCUCCACCACCAGUCUAUUCACCACCACCACCGGUUUAUUCUCCACCGCCGCCACCACCAGUUCAUUCACCACCACCCCCAGUACACUCUCCUCCACCGCCAGUCCAUUCUCCACCACCACCGGUACAUUCUCCACCGCCGCUACCACCAGUUCACUCACCACCACCGCCAGUACAUUCUCCUCCACCACCUGUCCAUUCACCACCACCACCGGUUUAUUCUCCACCGCCACCACCUCCACCGGUAUUCUCACCACCACCACCUGUUCACUCCCCUCCACCGCCAGUAUAUUCCCCACCACCACCGGUAUAUUCUCCUCCUCCACCGCCGGUAUAUUCCCCACCACCACCUCCAGUAAACUCACCCCCACCACCACCAGUGUACUCUCCUCCGCAUUUACCACCAAAGAUGAGUUCACCACCAACACAAACACCGGUCAACUCUCCUCCGCCACGAGCACCGACACGGACAGUAGAAGCACCACCGCCAAGUGAAGAAUUCAUCCUUCCACCAUCCAUCGGCCACCAAUAUGCAUCACCACCACCACCAAUGUUCCAAGGCUACUAAUAUUAGAGAGAGAGAGAGUGAAGUCGAAAACGUCAUGAGGAGAAACAAAAGAAGAUAACAAAAAACUGAUGGAAGACAGAAGAAGAAAAAAAGAAGGAGGGCAAAUGUAACUUAGUGGCAUUAACUCCUUACUUGCGAGUAAUCGUACAAAGUUUGUGUAGUAAACUGUUUAUAUAAACAUCUUUUUGGUCUAUAAAAGAUUUUAACACUUUGAAAAACAAA